Molecule: messenger RNA, 2666 nt
Organism: Phanerochaete carnosa HHB-10118-sp
Lineage: Eukaryota; Fungi; Basidiomycota; Agaricomycetes; Polyporales; Phanerochaetaceae
Exons: 4
Coding region: 313-2262 (649 amino acids)
Source: RefSeq, a predicted model, not a curated record
UACACGCGGGUAUAUGACCGUGUUACUUGGUUGUGAUUCCCAGCCCUGCGCAUGGCAUGAAAUUUCCCGCCGGUGCGACCCGCUUGGGGACGGUACGUCUCACACCCGACGCCGGUCGAGCGGCGUCGAAGCACAGCAGAUCAUGUUCUAUCCAUGGAGGCGUAUAAGCGCAGGGACGUUGCUGUUUACUAAAUCUUCCUGUUCGUUCGUCGUCGCACCCCGCUACACCCACAACAAGCUAGGAUCGUGAAUGAGCACUUCUCUCUCGGACAACAUCACUGGAGAAUAAUUCUUGCUACAUUAUUUCUGGCAAUGAGAUCACCUAGUUACGCCGUAUUCUGCUUGGUUGUAGUCGCUCUCCUUAGCCCCGCGCCAGCGACGCGCGUAGCGUACUGGCCUCGAAGUGCCGACUUCUGGGCGAUAGCCACGGCAGCCAAUGUCACCAUCGACGACACCUCCUCGCUUAUCACGUACUCUGCGAACGAUACCUGGCGUCCUUCCACUGUCCCUUGCGACACCUGCCUAGAUCCAGACAAUAGUUUGGCAUAUGCAGGAACGUGGCACGAUGGAACUCACAUCAUUCCAACCGUCGACAACGACGAUGUAGACGACACCGAUCAGCAGUCGGGGAAGUCGGGAAAUGGUGGUGGCAAGCAAGGCGGAGACGGCGAUCAGGACGGCGAUGGCGGCGGCGAUGGAGACAGCGGAGAUAAUGGGAAGGGUGGGAAAGAUGGCCAGCACCGACGGGGUAUGCAAGAUGUCGGUGUCCCUAGGUUCAAGCGGCAGGAGUCUAUCGUCAGCAACCCAUUCUUCACCCCGAACUUGGACAGCGACGACCCUGGUUUUGUCGACAAGUCAGUCACUGUUGAGUUCAACUUCACCGGUUCGGCCAUCUACGUGUUCGCCAUCAUGCCGUUGUUCGCUGCUCCAGCAAAUACCACACCGACAUUCAUGAAUCUCACCUACACGUUCGAUUCGCAGCCAGCUGGAGUAUUCCUACACAGUGGUAGCGCAACCGCUCCAAAUACGUCCUAUUCGCCAUCAGUUGUCGUAUUCCAAAAGACUGGGUUACCUGAGAGCCCGCACUCUCUCACGGUCAGCGUCGGCCCGGAUUCUGUCUUUUUGCUCGAUUAUAUCGUCUAUACUCAAGACAGCGACUUUGAACCAGCUGCAAACAACACGAGCGGAGGCAGUUCAUCAAGUGCGCCGGUAUCAUCGCCGGUCGGUGUCGUGAAUGCUUCGCCAAGCCCAACUAUCAGCCAAGCCACGGCGUCUGCCAGCUCUUCGGCCAGCAAAUCGCAUAACGUCUCCACAUUCGCUGGUGCAGUUGGAGGCUCUGUCGGGCUUCUAACAUUUCUCUCGUUUGCACUCGCGUUCUCGCUCUGCCGCAGACGACGACUCGCCCGUCGUCGAGAUCGCGCCUAUCGCGAGUCCCGUCGGGAGACUUCGUCGAUCAGUACAUUCCAUACUGACGCUUCGGAGGAUGGACCACCCAUGCAGGGCCCAGUCCCCUUCGUCCCGAGAUACUUCCCGGGUACCGUCAUCCAUGCCGCGCCGCCGCCGUACACGCCUUCCGCCUCGCCCUCGAACGAGCCCACGAGCGCGCUGCUCGGCACGCCGGAGACGCCUACACCGUCGAUGAUGUGGUCAUCGAGAAGGACAGGAGGAGUGGUAGGGGACAGCGAGUCGUAUGCGGAGAGGCCGCCGCCGACGCCGCCACCGGCUGGAGGUUCGCUCAUGGGAACAGACGUGGAGGAAGGAUACUUUGCGCCGCCGCCGUCAUUCCAAGUAGCCAUUGCUACGCCCGUCCCCGCGAUCCUCGCCGGUCUGAGCGGGGUGUCCUCGCCAGCAGCAGGGUCGCCGUCACCGCCGUCACCGCCGGCGUCACCAGUGAUACCCCUGCUCCCCCCGCCGCCGUCCUCGCGGCCGCCGCAGCUGAUCUCGACCAGCGCACCGAGCUCGUCGAGCGAACAGGGCCUUUCAGUGCUGCUCUCGAGCACUCAGGCCCCACUUUUCGUGCGCCCCACCGCAUCGUCCCAGUCGCUGCGAUCGCUGCACCCACAGUCAUCCGACGGCGCAGCAUUGGACCCGGACGGCGACACGCACUCAAUAACACGCUCCUCAUCUGAAUCAAAUCGAGGGGAGGCGACUGUACCCGGCCGGGCUUCACUACAGCCCGCGAUCACAGAAUCUCAGGGCAGUCUCGGCGUUCAGGCACGGGAAGGUAGAGGCGAGGAGGGCAGAGAUUCGACGCACCGGUGAAGAUGUGUAUGAUUAAUGUAUUUUUAUGUCAUAAUUGGUGAGCGUCGACUCGGCUAUCGUACCUUUCGUCCUCGAUGUCGCUCGCGUCCUGCACCGGCUGCCUCGUCUUGCUUGCGAAGAUGCAGAUGUACGGUGCCACGCUAGCCGGUAGUACCGACUUGUCGUGGGAUUAUGCUUCCCACCGCGCAUGUGCCUGAAGGCCUGACCCUUGGGACUGGGUGUGUGAUGACUUUUGCCGUCUGCGGGCACUGAUUGGGCCGCCCCUGCACUCAUCCAAAGUAUGGGAUGACCACCUGAGGCGGCUCCAUCUGCAUCAUACUUCGUUACUCGUGGUGACGCGCUUUCUCACCGUACGGGCGGACCUCACUCAUUUUUCUUUUCCAUCCGCAGCGACGCCUGCUGUC